Gambusia affinis (western mosquitofish) is the source of this 1536-nucleotide messenger RNA. RefSeq names its product chemokine (C-X-C motif) ligand 14 (gene cxcl14). Gene Ontology annotation, cellular component: extracellular region. Bases 228 to 527 code for a protein of 99 amino acids. The record is from RefSeq and is a predicted model, not a curated record. Gene Ontology annotation, molecular function: chemokine activity. The transcript has 4 exons. Lineage: Eukaryota; Metazoa; Chordata; Actinopteri; Cyprinodontiformes; Poeciliidae. Gene Ontology annotation, biological process: antimicrobial humoral immune response mediated by antimicrobial peptide; cell chemotaxis.
AAAGCUGGCUCAGACGGAGCGGCAGGAGAGUUGGAGACGCAUCCAAAGCGCGCAGGACGCACAGACGGAGUUCAAAGCGACUCCAAGCAGGCAAGAAAUAAACCUUCCUUCCCUUCAAGUGGACUUAAUCUGCAGCCACCAACACUCCGUCCAGUUCGCAUUUUCUCCUGACUGCCGAGGAAUCCAGUUUGUGGAAUUUCAUUUUUAAAGAAACAGUAUUUUAAGCCAUGCAUCGGUGCAAAGUGGUGCUUCUGCUGCUGGUGGUCAUCCUGCACUUCCUGAGCGCAGAAGCCUAUAAGUGCAGAUGCACCAGAAAAGGACCAAAGAUCAGAUAUAAGGAUGUGCAGAAGCUGGAGAUGAAACCCAAACAUCCCUUCUGCCAAGAGAAGAUGAUAUUCGUAACCAUGGAGAACAUCUCUCGGUUCAAAGGUCAGGAGUACUGCCUGCACCCCAACCUUCAGAGCACCAAGAACCUGGUCAAAUGGUUCCGCAUCUGGAAGGACAAGCACAGGGUUUACGAAGCCUAAGCUGUCCGUCUCUCCAGAACAACAGGGAUCCACUAAGACAGAGCCAGACCCGGACAGAACCAGAACUGUUCUGUGAAGAAAUGACCAGAGACCUGUUGCGAACAUUAAAAUUGCAUCUGUAGUCUGUAAAUCAUCUGACGGGAUUGUUUUAGUCUCCCGUCCAGGUAGUUCCAUUACUCACAUUCCCGGCCUCCACGGCGACAUUCGUCAGGUUUUAUUUAAGGAACCGUCUCGGUUAUUUUACCUCUUAGGAUUCUACCAACGCGAGGCGGUUCAGGUUCUGAAGAAACACGGAAACCAAGAACAUGUACACAUGUAGCAUGAGGAGAAACGUUUCUUCACUGUCAUAAAAUAAAUUAGAUUCUUUUUCUAGAAAAGAUACUGACAUUCUGGAAGAGUGUGUGUGUGUGUGUUUGUUUCUAAUACCUUGUGGGGUACCUUUUCCUGACACAUACCACGUUGUGGGGACCCACUGCGCGUUGUGGGGACCGAAGCCUGAUCCCCACAAGGGGAAACGCUGUUUUCGGGUCAGGGGUCAGAUUUAGGACUAAGAAAUGAAUGGAAGUCAAUGAAAAUGUGUGUGUGUGUGCAUGUGUCCAACUAGCACAAGACUUUCCACCAUCUGGUUUGUAAAAUAUUCUCUGGUUUAAUCUGCAGGUCGUAGGUGAAACAAUGUUAGUGCCAUUCUGGUGUGUUUAUAUAAAGUAUACGAUCAUACCUGUUAUAUACGUCUGUCAGUUUAAGAUUUGUGUAAUGAUGCAUUAUUUCAUACUAUUUUUAUAACUAUUUGUUCAAAGCAUCAGUUAGGCUUCGCUCUACUGGUUUUGUUCCUUUAACCACAGAUAAAACCUCUUCUUCAAUCUUCAUCCUGUCUGUAUUAUUCUUAUAAAUCAUUGAAGAGGUGAAAUAAAAUCUUUACGAUCUAAAAUGAAAUCUAGAUGAGAGUUUGUAUUAUUUUGUUUUUUCAUGGAUUGUUGCCCCUUCCAUUAAAGCCACAGACUUUCAUGUG